This is a messenger RNA of Lycium ferocissimum, 2489 nucleotides long. Its product is annotated as probable LRR receptor-like serine/threonine-protein kinase RKF3. The coding region runs from base 338 to 2272 and encodes 644 amino acids. NCBI's taxonomy places the organism in Eukaryota, Viridiplantae, Streptophyta, Magnoliopsida, Solanales, Solanaceae. The record is from RefSeq and is a predicted model, not a curated record. Gene Ontology annotation, biological process: protein phosphorylation. Gene Ontology annotation, molecular function: ATP binding; protein kinase activity. The transcript has a single exon.
UUUCAAGAACUUAAAAACUCCAAAUUCCAAGGCUGCCUGCCAGAUAUAAAUAUAGAUUCAUUGCAUUAAAAUAAUACCACUAAACAAUAACUAGCAAAUAGUGGAUGAUUAUUGAUUCUAUAAUCAACUCCAACUCAACAAUUCUUUCUCCUCCAUAACCAACACCACUAUUGAGCAACCGGUUCAUUAGAUCGAGUGUUCCCCUCGAGUUGCCCUCUAUUCUGUUUGUCAAGUGGAUAGACGGAUGUAUGAGCAUGUGUAUUGAUUAUCGACAACUGAACAAAGCGACCAUAAAAAACAAACUCCAUUACUAAUCUUGUUUCUUCAACUCUCAACCAUGUUUCCUUUUCUUCAUCUCUUCAUCUUUCUCCAAUUAUCCUUAACUUGCCAUGGAACACCCCAUCAUCGUACUCUGCUCCAACAACCUAGUACAAACUCUUCAUCAUGUCCUCUUGACUUCAACUCACUUCGUGGAUUGAUAGAUCAAAUACCAAAAAGACCAACUAUAAACUCAACAACACAGUGUCAAUACAUUCGUCAAGGCUUACGUUUAGUCCAAUCUGAAUAUCUUAAACGUACAAACUCUUUCUUUCCACCUCUCAUUUCUGCUAAUUCUUGUUGGAAGUCUUACGAAUCUUUAGUCGACAACUAUGUCCCUAACUUCAAUAUCCUUAACACUUGUGGUUUUCAAACUUUUUGGAUAUCUCAAGGUUGUAUGAAUAUUACAACUCGUUUUGAAUUUGAAUCUAAAGUCUCACCUGCUGCACUUUCAAAUAUUGUUUCUGCUUGUAAUCAGUCUUUGGAGAAUAAUUCUCCUUGUGCCACGUGUACUACUAGUUUAUCUAGUCUUGGUUCAUUUCUACCUGGUCCUUCUGUUGGGAAUGUUUUUGAUUGUGCUUCUUAUCCUUCGAUAUAUGCAGCAGCUUUUGCUAACCACUUUGGACCUACUGAUAGGGGUACUGCAAAAUGCUUGUUUUUUUUUGAUAUUACUGGUGUUAGUUCAGGGAAAGGUAAAAAGAAUGUAGUUAUUGUUGUUGUUGUGGUAGUUUGUGUGUUGGUUAUUGGACUUGCUCUGUUUGGUUAUUGGUUUUUGUGGAGGAAAAGGAAAAUUAGAUUGGCUAACCAGUGGAAUACUACUAGGAGAUUGGAGAGUAAUUUGAGUUCUCGUAUGGAUUCGAUUAGUGGAAGUACUACUUUGGUUAGGUUUACUAUUGAUGAAAUUAAGUUGGCCACUAAGAAUUUCACAAGGACGAAUAUAAUUGGGACAGGAGGGUAUGGGAAUGUGUAUAAGGGUGUUUUGCCUGGUGGGGUUGAAGUAGCUUUGAAGAGGUUCAAGAAUUGUUCGGUUUCUGGUGAUGCAAAUUUCACCCAUGAAGUGGAGGUUAUUGCCAGUGUUAGGCAUGUAAAUUUGGUAGCUUUGAGAGGAUACUGCACUGCUACGACGCGUUUCGAGGGUCACCAGAGGAUCAUUGUUUGUGAUUUAAUGAAGAAUGGGAGUCUUUAUGAUCAUUUAUUUGGGACGGGGCAUGAAAAAUUGAGUUGGGGUAUUAGGCAAAAGGUUGCGAUUGGCACUGCUAGGGGUUUGGCUUACCUGCAUUACGGAGCACAACCUGGUAUCAUUCACAGGGAUAUUAAGGCUAGUAAUAUACUUCUAGAUGAGAGUUUUGAGCCUAAGGUGGCGGAUUUUGGAUUGGCAAAGUUCAAUCCUGAAGGGAUGUCACAUUUGAGCACUCGUGUGGCAGGGACGAUCGGAUAUGUAGCCCCCGAGUAUGCUUUAUAUGGCCAGUUGACAGAAAGAAGCGACGUUUAUAGCUUUGGAGUUGUGCUUCUGGAGCUUUUGAGUGGAAAGAAAGCAAUAAUAGAGUUUAAUGAUGGGCAGCCGACGCUUGUGACUGAUUGGGCCUGGUCAUUGGUCAGGGAAGGCAGACCGUUAGAUGUUCUUGAAGACAACAUUCCGCAUUUAGGCCCUCCAGAAGUUGUGGAGAAGUACGUAUUGGUAGCUGUUCUUUGUUCCCAUCCACAAUUGUACGCGAGGCCAACAAUGGACCAAGUUGUGAACAUGUUGGACGCCGAGAUACCUGUUCCAACCAUACCGGAGAGACCAAUUUCUCUCAUUGCUGAUCUUGAUGACAUUGAAAAGUCUGUUAGCAGUAGUACUGGUGGUUCAGGUAAUCUGUCCACUGCUACAGGCUAUCAGCCAUACAUAUUUGAGCGUGAGGCACCCUUAGCAGAUAGUGAUUCCAUCAAAGCCAGAACAUUGGAUCACAGAUAGUGAUAGAGCUGCACAGUAUCAUUUUUACUGCCUGCUUCGAUAGACAUUCUAUGAGUUUUGAUGAAUUGCUCAUUCAUUGGUUUAUUUGCCUCGAAUUUGUUUCUGAUUUAGGAACCAGAACACUAACACAAAUUGUAUAGUGGCUAUGUAUGUAUACUCAGUUUUGAUUCUUAUGUACUACAGUUAGGCUGAAUAAAGCUUGAUAUUUUGUAUGCAA